Messenger RNA from Gryllus bimaculatus (two-spotted cricket), 6886 nucleotides. NCBI's taxonomy places the organism in Eukaryota, Metazoa, Arthropoda, Insecta, Orthoptera, Gryllidae. The record is from the annotation of a GenBank genome assembly.
AAUACAAUGUAUGUAUUUUUGUUUUGUUGAGCAAAUUUUGUAGCAUACGAAAGUGAGACCAAGUCAUUACAUCAUCCGAAUAGCUCGAACCUUUGGAAAAUGAUUUAUUUGAAUUGUAAUCAAUUGCCUUCAUCAGGCCAUUUGGCUUCAGCUGUAAAUUGUGUGAUAUUUGAUAAUGUGAAAACUGAGUAUAGAGGAGAUGAAGACAUCACAAUUGAAUAUAUCCUUGAUUCUGAUACUGAACCAUCAUCAAGAAAUUGGAUUGGACUCUAUCCAAAAGGUGCUACACAGUUGGAUCAAUAUGUUACAUUUGAGUGGACUAUUGUUAACCCCUCCAAUGAAUACCUCAAGCAACAUAAAAUUACUUUCCAUGCGAAGUAUCACAUGAAAAGUGUUGAAGCAGAUAAAGAAUACUUUUUUAUAUUUGUGAACAAGCAAAUGAAGGUUAUAGGUUCAAGCUCUUACUUUGGUUUUCUCUUUUAUCACACUUUAGAAAUUGAUGAUCUAAAAGUUCCAGAAAAAGUUGGAACACGUGGCAGUUCUACACCUGAGUCUCUUAAGAGCCUUUCUGAGGAAAACGUCUUGAAAGAUGGGAUUGACAAGGAAAUUUUACAAGAACUUCAUUAUCACACUACUCAUCUUAAGCACAAACAACAUAUGCAAUUGUCAAGUACACAUACAAGUGACAGCAUCUCUCAAAAUAUAUCUGGUUUUAAAGCUGACGUCACACUUACUAGCCCUGAUUUUCCUGUCUCCAAUAAUUCCAGUCUGAGUAAUAACAACAAUAAUUUCUGUGCAUUGUGUAAACGUCCUUCUAAUUUUGCUGAGAUUGAGCAAAGACUGAAUGCUAAGAUCAAGAUGUAUGCAGAAUAUGGUCAUACCUUAGAGAAAAGAAUAGAAGAAUUGGAAAAAAAUUUUGAGAUGAGUCAAGUAGCCCAAAAGCAGCUUAAAUUAAUUGCCUACCAUGCGAAACGUGAAAAAACAUCAUACCAAAAAUUUGUCAAUGAAAUGUUGUCGGUUUUAACUAGUAAAGGUGCUGUUCGAAUAUUAGAUGGACAUGGAACAGAGGAUAAAAUUCAUAUCAAUACAAAACAAAUGAAUGCUAUGGAGAAGUUCGAUUCAGCUCUUCCUGCAAUUGCACCUUUAAAGCCAGAUCUAGAGAAGGAUGAAGCCAAGAAGAGACCUGAUGAAAAUGUUAAUGUUGCGUUAAAUGAAUCUCUUGGAAACACAUCUGAUAAUCAUGAACUAAAUGAAACCUAUUCUAUUGACAACUUGGUUGGUGAACCAGUAAGUGUAAUUCUUCCACUAAGUGAUUACAGGCAGACAAAGAAUCAGAGUUAUGAAGAAAGCAGAAACAGCUUUGCCAGUUUAAAUGAUGGUCAAGGUGAUUUCCACUAUAAAUCUCUAUCAUCCAAAGAAAAUAUACAUGACAUAAAAGAAAAUGUCAUGAAAGAAUUAAGGAAUGCAAUACGCAAAAGGCAAGAUAAAUCAGAAAAGUUUAAAAGUGAUCCUUGUCAUGCCAUAUCCAAUGAAUCCUUUAAUUUAUCCAUCAAUGAAACUGUUCAAAGUACAAGUGUUGAAGAGCCUAAUGCUUUAAUUAUUAAAGGUGAACGUUUACAGUAUGCUAUAAUUCGGGAACAUUGGACUGAGCUGUACAAAGUUAAAAUGGGUGCUGCAGGGAGUGUUCAGUCAAAUGAAGUGAACUCAGAUCCAUCAUUGUCUCCUCACUCUUUGCCUCAGCAAUCUGCAUCAGAUGGAUUGCCAGAUGAUACUAGAGCCACACAGACAAACACAGAAACUAAUCAUAAAGAAGUAAGAGCUAUUGGGGAGGAAUUGUGGUUGAAACAAAUCCAAGAUUUGGGGAAAAUAGUUCAGAAUUUAGCUAGUGAAAAUUUAAAAUUGAUUGAUUCUAAUAGAGAAUUGAAACAGAAAUGUGAACAGCAAGAAAGUGUUUUAAAUGAAAGAAACAGUUGUGAAAAAGAUAAAAAAGAAGAAAUUGACGAAAACCUACAGAUGGUAACAAACUUACAAGAAGAAGCAGCUAAUGACAAAAAAUUAAUUGAAGAUUUAAAACAACAGUUGCAAACAAAUACUGAGAAUAAUGCAAUUGAAGUUGAAAAAUAUCAUGAAAAUUUAAAUUUCAUGCGUAUGAAAGUAAAGGAGUAUGAACAAGUGGUUGAAAAACUUGAAAAAAAUGCAGUGGUUCAGAAUGAUGCUAUACAGUCUCUUCAAAGUACUAUUUCAUCUGUAGAUUGUCAAGGAAAUUUGGUUGAACAAAAUGCAUCAGAAAUGAAGGAUACAAUUGAAGCAUUAAAACAAAGUCAUGAGGUCUGUCAACAAGAAAAAAAAGAUCUGGAAGAGCAACUAGAAGAAGAGAGAAACUUAAGAAGAAAAAUCAGUGAUGAAAAACAGAAACUUCAAGAAGAGUUUGUACAAAUUAAACAAACAAUGCGUUUGAAUGUAGUGAAAAGAACGUCUGAGAAUUCUGAUGCCGAUGGUUCUGACUUGGAUAUUAAUGGAGAACCUGACCAAUCUGCAUGUGCAAGUGGUUCCAGAAGUGAAGAAGCUAGAGCCCUGAGUCCACGAGCUGCUGCUGAACUUCAAGUAUUUCAGAAGCAGAUGAAAGUUAAGAGAGAAGCUCGACACAAGGCAUUAUCUGCCAUAUCAAUGGAAAUGGAGAGAUUGAGAAGGGAAUUAAAUAAUGAAAGAGAAGUAAGACACAAAGCUGUAAAAGAAUUAGAGGAUGCCAGAAAUAUCUCUGACCCACAUCACAUAUUUGAAGAAGUGAAUGCUUUAAGACAUAAAUUAACAUCAGAACAACAAGAAAAAGACAGAAUAUAUAAGGAAAUGUUAAAAAUACAAAAGGAAGGAAAUGAAGAAAUUGAAAAUAUUUUAAAACAAUUGGAAAAGGAAAAGACAAAAACAGAUCAUUUAAUGGGAGAAAAUAAGUUUUUUAAAGAACAAUUGGAGGAGUGUGAACAAAAGCUGGAGUUUCAUUCAGAGGAAAACAGACAACUUCAGAAUAAGUUUGAAACUGACCGGCAAAAAUUUCAGCAGCAAGUGCUAGCUCUUAAAGAUGUUGUAGCUAUCAGCAAACAAAUGUUAACUGUUCGAGAGAAUCAAGUGACUCAUUUGAAGCAAACUCUGCAAGAUGUUGAAGCAACUGUAAUUCAGAAACAUCAUGGAUCUUUAACAGCAGAGCUUAGAGCUGAGUACGAAACUCAGAUGGAAAAUAUAAAAGCUUUGAAAGCCUUAUAUGAAGAGAGAAUGCAAGUUAUGAAUGUUGAGAAAGAAAAAUUAGUUGGUGAACAGAAAGAAUUGCAGAGGCUAAUAGAAGAAGAGAAAAUAAUAGUUGAAAAUCUGGAAACAAAACUACAGGAGAAGGAAGAAAUAAUCAUGGAGAGAAAUGCUACUGUGUCAGAUUUGCAAGACCAGUUGUCAGAUGCUAUUGAUCAAAGCAGAAAUUUAUCAUAUGAAUUAACAUUAAUCAACAAUAUGUUUACUCAAAUCUUAGGAAGUAGUGAAAUGGAUUUGGAUCGCUUAACAAAAUUACUUCAAGAGAAUCAUGAUUUAAUUACUGAAAUUACUACAAAGGGUGAUUGUGAGAGUGAAAUAACUGCAAGUCUCCCAAAAUUACUUUUAGAUCUUGUGUCUCGUGCAGAAAACACUGAAAAUAUUGCAGGUGACAAAGAGUCUUCAGAUCAAAUUUCUGAUAAUGCCUCUUGUUCUACAUCAGUCAAUGCAGAGCAAAAUGAAGCCACAGUACCUUUUGUCAGUGUGAACACAAAUGGUAGUCCUCUCGCUAUGCAAGAUAUUUCCUCUAAUCUACCUAAAGUAUGGAAAGUUCUCCUAGAACUAGUUAGCCAUCAUGUACCAUCUCCUUCAGAAGAGACAGAAGAUGACAGUAAAACAAGCUGUUAUAAGAGGGUAGAUACCCCUCAUGGGCCCAAGAAUGUUAUAAGUGUGAGCAAAACUUUUUUAAGGCUGAGAGAUUUAAUUUUGCAAAAGAAGUCCUUGCAAAAAGAAGUGACACGUUUAAAACAGCUUAAUGUUCACCUAGAAACCAAGUUGAAUGAUCAAGAAAGGCGUCUAUCAUUAGUUUCAACUGAAUUACGGAAGACUUGGAAUGUUGUUGAUCAUAUGCGUGUUCAACAUCAACAGCUUCAUACUCAUGAGAAAGUUCUUCGAUAUGAGUUACAAGAGAAGCGUAAGUUAUUGAUGGAACUUAAAGAAGAACUAGAGUAUUGCAGAGAAAAAUGGGAGGAUGCGAGACAAAAGAAUUCACAAUCUGAAACUGAAUGGCAGAAAUUAAGGAAGGAGUUUGCUUUAAGAAAGAAUAAACCUCUGAAUAAUUCUGGAGAAAGUGGAUUUUCAGAAGAAAAAGAUGAUGAUAAUUCUGACAAUGAUGGUACAAAGAUGCAGACUCAAAGAAAAAGUUCAAAUAGUGGAUUUACUGACUCUCAGAAGAGAGACUCUACUGAUCAAAGUGUUACAAAGUCAGAAGAUCCAGAAGCUGUUAACAGUUCUGCCUCAUCUCUUCCAGACCUUGUUGCAGUAACAGCAGACCUUUCCCUUCCUCCAACCAAUGUUGCAGGUUCAAUAGGUGCCAUUCCAUCAAAUGAAAUUAUUGGAAGAAAUAAUGAUUCAAUAUUGGAAAACAUUGUGCAAGAUACAUUCUCUCUUGAUAGUGAUAGCAGUGGACCUCCUAUUUUAGAGCCAUCUCUUCUGGAGGAAUGUCCAACAGUAUCUCUUAUCACCCUGUUAAAACAACAGUUAUCAUGUUUUUCAAAAAAUCUUGAUAUUAUUACUACUGGUUUUGAUACAAAUGAUCAUUUUAGAGCUUUGCAGUCCAUUUUUGCUCUUCCUGCUAUUCAGAUACCAGAAAAUCUCAAUCCUCCUGUUGAGCCUGGAACAUCGUAUCUUCAGAAAGCUAGAGCUUCAAUUGACAGAGGAAUCCAAGUGACAGAAGAAUGCCAUGAUAAAGUAAAUGAGUCAGAAGUGUCUGUCUGUGAAAUAGAUUCACCACAUUUCUCAAAAAGUGAUGAAGUAUUUCAAAAACAUGGAAAAAGCAUAACAAAUUCUGUUGAAACUCCAUCCUCUUCAAGUAGUAUUUCACAGCCUCAUUCUACAGUAGGUCAGGAAAAUGUUUCUUCUCCAGCAUCAGAAGCAGAAUGUCCCAGAGAAGAAAGUUGCUUGGAAAGUACUGAUGCUUGCUCGAAUUCCGAGAACAGUAAUUCAGAAAGCCGAUCAGAACGUUUACAACGAAUGGAAAGGCAAUGUCAACAGUUAUUUGAUAAAGUUACUCGUAGAUCAGAAACAAGUCGUUUCACUUCUGAUGAACCAAAAGAUCAAAAUAAAUCUCAAGAAAAUUCUGAUGGGCCUGCAAGAAACUUCGAGGAUAUGCUUGAUGCUCGAGCAGCUAGACUGAAAAGGUUAGAAGAACAGUCUCAGCAACUUUUCAAAAAAGUUACAAGAACCACACAUCGAAGUACAGAAUUGUCAAACAGACUUGAAGAAUUACAUGAACAGUAUGGUAGUGAAGAUAUUCCUGGAAGCACAACAGUAGAUAACACUCCCCAAAACAUGCCAAGCGAUUCAAUAUUAAGAGAAGUACCUAUCCCAACAAAUGAUCAAAAACUGUCAGAUCAAGCAACUUCUGAUACUUCAGAAGAUCUCGCCAUUUCCCUUCCUGGACCCUCUGUUUCUCACAUACCUCCUCCAUCUCUUGAAGAUAAGUUAGAUGCUCGUGCAGCAAGGCUCAAGAGAUUGGAAGAACAAUCACAACAGCUGUUCAAUAAAGUUACCAAAACCACACAGCGCAGUACAGAAUUGUCAAACCGACUUGAAGAACUUCAUGAACAGUACAAUAAUGAAGAGGCAGAAGGAAAUGCUCUUUCUUUACCUGAAGGAAACAGUUCUUUAGUAAGUGAUAUACCUAAACCUCCUCCCUUUCCUGACCAUCUUCAAGCAAAUUUGCUAGUUUCAGCAAGGACAGUAGAAAACGAAAAAGUCGUGCAGACUGAAACCGCCUGUUCCACAUCUAGUUCUUCCUCUCACAUUCCCUCUCCUCCGUCUCUAGAAGGUCUGUUGGAUGCACGAGCUGCCAGAUUGAAAAGAUUAGAAGAACAGUCUCAACAACUUUUCAAGAAAGUGAAGAGAACAACACAUCGUAGCACUGAAUUAUCAAAUCGAUUAGAACAACUGCAUGACCAGUAUGGAAGUGAAGAUUCUACAGGAAGUGUGACACACCACUCCACAAAUAGUAUUCCACCUCCUCCUCCUUUACCAGAACACUUAGGGGCUAUGAGACUACCAACUACUUGCCUUCCUUCUUCUUCAAGCCACAUUCCUACUCCUCCUCCUCUGCCAGAAAACCUUCCAUCAGUUCGCCUACCAGCAAAAAUGGAUCAACCCACAAGUUCUAACAAUGAAGAACAGGACGUAUGUGAUGAAGAAAAGGAACAAAGAUAGUGCGUUAUUUUGUAUCAAUGUAAAUAUGUACAUAUAUUGAUAUGUGUAACAGGAAAUGACAUUUUUUAAUUGGUUUAAAUUGACGAAGCACAGUAUUAUAUUGUUGCACACAGUGCCAGGUGCUGCUGGUAUUUGAAAUAAAUAUUGUUUUUAUCAAGUUGCAUGACACUUAAGAUUCAUGUAAUCAUGGUUAAUGAACUAUUGAAAGAAAUGAAUAAUUUUGCACUUAUUAUAUUCAUAAUAAAGACAACAAUGUGUAUUCCUAUUAGGUUGUCAUUAAUGUAAGUGCAAUUAUUAAUUGUAAUUUAAAUGAUUUAUUUUGGUAUAUGUCAAGAAUGAGGGAAUUUAUUUCAAUAAUUAUUUGUAUUUCUGAAUUGAAAUUAUAUUUAAAAUUACAAUGUAUUUUUAUGUUCUC